CGUCACCUCGAAUAGCCAGAAACUAUCGCCAGCAAAGGGAGAACGCCGAGGUGAGAGAGAUAAUGCGGUGGUGGUGCUCAUGGUCGGAUGAAUGGGGGUGUCGAGCUAUGCGCGGUUGACGUCCUCAUCGGAGCAAACCCCUUCACCGUUGGUUGCCUUGUACCGUGGCCUGGGAAGUCGGUGACUGCUCAUCAUGGUAGGAGGCCCCGACCGACCGUGCAACCGUGUGCCGACGCUGUGGCUGUGCGCCAAUGAAAUCACGUGAGGUCGUGAGUCAUCUGAGGAUCAUCCUGGUAACUGGAAUCUCAAGUCCCAGGCAAGUUGUGCCCUUGAUCACUUCUUUUACCCACUCAUGUUCUGAUUAAUCAUAAUGAUCUGCAUAGGUUAAUUUUGAUGGGACCUAGUAGGUUACCCUAGUUUGUCUAUCUUUAUACCUUGUUUACCACUAAACUUUUUGGGUAGUACUUGCUAGUGCUUUAUGUGGUUUUGGGUAUGAAGAUACAUUAUUCAUGAUCACACUUUUAUUAUCUGUUUAUUAUUACUAUUCAUGAUAAGAUCAUUAUGUUAAUUGGAACAUGGAGCGACCACCCGGGAAAACAGUGCUACCACAAGGGUUUAUGGACGCCCUUGGCUGAUUAAUUAGGAAAGCUAGUGGAGGACUACCUUACCCGAAAGGGGCAAGGGCAGUAGGGGAGUGGUCAGUGUAGGGAGGUCCUUGGUUGAUUUUGCUGCGAUGGCGGUCAGGCAAGAACCCUGCAUUGGAGCUUCCUAUAAACUGUAGUGGGUUUUCUAAAGCUAGUGGAACUUUGUAAAGGCCUCGUAGUGUUACCCUGCCUCGCCUCCUCGGUAGAGGUGUAUGGGAAGUCGCGAUCCCUUGGCAGAUGGGUAACAUGACUUGUGGGUAAAGAUGCGCAACCUCUGCAGAGUGUAAAACUGGUAUAUUAGCCGUGCUCACGGUCAUGAGCAGCUCGGACCCUCACAUGAUUAAUUUAUGGAACUUAAAUUCAAUUUGUCAUAUGCAUUGCAUCGCAGGUGAUGUUGUUACUUCUGUUCUACUAUUUAAUCGGGUUGGUAUUUACUUAUACUUAGUAAUUGCUAAUAAAAUUUUGACCAACUUUAAAAGCAAUGCUCAGCUCUAACUAUCCUCUUUGGUAAGCCUUACACUUCACGUGAGCUCCCAUCUUUGGCGAGUUCAUGCAUAUUAUUCCCCACAACUUGUUGAGCGAUGAACGUAUGUGAGCUCACUCUUGCUGUCUCACACCCUCCACAGGUCAAGAACAGGUACCGCAGGAUGAGGCGCAUGAAGGAUGCUGUGAUGUGUUCGUGAGAGAUCUAGGUCGUCGUCUCCCAGUCAACUUUGGGUUGCUGGACCGUUGUCUCCUUAUAAUGUAAUUAUUUAUUUAUUUAUUUUGUACAGAACUCCUAUUAUAUAAUAAAGAUGUGACAUUCGAUCCUGUGCCAUGAUUCAUCAUAUGUGUGAGACUUGGUCCUAGCACACCUGGUGAUUAUGUUCGCGCCCGGGCUUUGGACCCCUAAAACCCGGGUGUGACAACAUAUAUUUUGUAUAUUAUAAUAAUGUUUGUUGUUCUGUAUCUAUGUCUCAUACAAGUUUUUUAAUCUCGUGGCAAUGGAUGGAUCUAGUAAUACCAAUAAAAACCUUUUUUGUAUGGUUUAUAUGAAAUUAUACUGCGUUUGAGGCCUAGAUUUUAGAAUUGGAAUAGGUAAAGUCGAAUUCUAGCGUUUGGAUGCUCACGAAAUUCGGAACUAAAAUGUAUCCCAAUUUCCCUGGUAUUCAACUACACUUGCACCCCUCCCCUUCAAUACCGAGCCCCCCACCUCGGUUUUGCUCAGAAUUCAACUACACCCGCAUCCAAACAAUAACAUUGGUAUUGUAGAUCAAUUUCAUUUCUCCUUAAAUUUGGUAUUUCUAGACCAAUUCAAUUUCACCACUUGUAACGGGAAAAAGGCACUUCCCCGUGACCCCGUUUCCUCCAGUUUCCUACCUUCCUCUCGUCCCAGCAGCCGCAAGCCAAAACCCUAGCAAGCAAACCACCGGAGCAGCGGCGCUCGCGCGGGCGGAGCCAUGGCGGACGACGAUUACAACGAAAUCGACAUGGGCUAUGAGGAUGAGCCUCCAGAACCUGAGAUUGAGGAAGGGGCCGAAGAAGAGCUUGAGAACAACGAAGAUGCCCCUGAUGAUGUCAUAGGUGGAGAGGGUGAAGAUAAGGAACAGGAAAAGACCAAGCGUGAGCGCAAAACAACAAAAUAUAUGACGAAGUAUGAACGUGCGCGCAUUCUUGGUACACGAGCCUUGCAGAUAAGCAUGAAUGCUCCAGUCAUGGUUGAGCUUGAGGGAGAAACUGACCCUCUUGAGAUUGCGAUGAAGGAGCUUAGAGCGCGCAAGAUACCCUUCACGAUCAGACGGUACCUACCUGAUGGAAGUUAUGAAGACUGGGGAGUAGACGAGCUCAUUGUGGAGGACUCCUGGAAACGCCAGGUUGGUGGAGACUGAAGAUGCUGAUCUACUUGGCAUGGAAAGGAUGUGUAGUUACAGGUCUUCGUUGCCUCUGAGUGGAUGCUGAACAGUGAAUGAACCAAGACGAAACGAUGCUAUGCUAGAUGUUACCUUGACGUCUGUGGUUGCCUUGGAACUCUGGAACCGUGAUGGCUGGUGGACGGUGGUUGAGUUAUGCUUGUUCGUUUCAGUUUCAGACAUGCUGUGCAGAUGAUUCGUAAACUGACUCGUCUUUCAUUCAUUUGGAAGGGUUUAUCGUAUCUUGCUAUCUUUUGUAAUGAGUUGUAUGCUACAUCCGGCAUGAGACCAUGUUGCUGUUGCUUGUUUCAUUAAACUCCAACGGUUUCCAUAGGAGAGGAGCAAAUCCAGAUGGGUAGUUCACAGCAUAGCUGAGCGGAAAGUAUGCAGACCAGAGCAUGGCGUAUUUGGUGUGUUCCAUGCUACUGCUCUGUUUAAGACUGUUUUGUAUCAGAGUUUGCAAAGAUGGAUACCAUGUAUCCAGAUCAUCUUGCUCA
This is a messenger RNA of Zea mays, 3030 nucleotides long. RefSeq lists its product as uncharacterized. Gene Ontology annotation, biological process: transcription by RNA polymerase I; transcription by RNA polymerase II; tRNA transcription by RNA polymerase III. Gene Ontology annotation, molecular function: DNA binding. The transcript has 7 exons. Bases 2084 to 2512 code for a protein of 142 amino acids. NCBI's taxonomy places the organism in Eukaryota, Viridiplantae, Streptophyta, Magnoliopsida, Poales, Poaceae. The record is from RefSeq and is a predicted model, not a curated record. Gene Ontology annotation, cellular component: RNA polymerase II, core complex; nucleus; RNA polymerase I complex.